Capsella rubella is the source of this 1121-nucleotide messenger RNA. RefSeq lists its product as uncharacterized. The record is from RefSeq and is a predicted model, not a curated record. The coding region runs from base 695 to 1012 and encodes 105 amino acids. NCBI's taxonomy places the organism in Eukaryota, Viridiplantae, Streptophyta, Magnoliopsida, Brassicales, Brassicaceae. The transcript is spliced from 2 exons.
UCUUAGGAGAGCUAAUCUCGGAAACCUUGACAUUCCUGCAGGGACUCAGAUCUAUUUAUCAGUGGUCGCGAUGCACCACGACACAAAAACAUGGGGAAACGACGCAGAAGAGUUUAAUCCGCACAUAUUUGAAGAUUCUAAGAAACAAUCAACUCUGCGUGUGCCGUUUGGGUUAGGGCCAAAGACUUGUGUGGGACAGAAUCUUGCUGUGAAUGAGACCAAAACUGUUAUGGCUACGAUCUUGAAGCAUUACAGUUUCAAGUUGUCUCCAAGUUAUGCUCAUGCUCCGGUUUUGUUUGUGACCUUGCAGCCUCAGAAUGAUGCUCAUCUUCUCUUUACUAGGAUUUCCAGUUAAUAACUACCAAAAUUGGUUGGUAGUGUGAUUUCCGGUUUGAUCUGGUUUAGGUGUGAUUUAAUUGUUAGCAUUGUCAUUGCUAAUGAUUAUUAUUAUAUUAUCUACCCAUUAUCUUCUUUCUAAGACGAAGUCUCUGUAACUCCCUAAAUCGCCACCGAUUCUGUGAUCAUAUAUUGGGCGGGAGGAAAACUGAUAUUUUUCUCCUUUGAAUGUAUUCCUCUUCAUAAUCUGCGAUAUACUAUAAAUUUAAAAAGUUGGAUAGGUCAGAAAAGCAUCAACGAAAACACGCACUCUAGGUGUUCGACGAAAUCCCUCAGAGAGAUAAUAACCCUAUAGGAGAUGCCACUAGAACCGAUUCGAUUCUUGAGAACCAGCGCUGGCGUCAUUGUUGGUGGUUUUGUGGUCAUUAGCGCUGUUUCCUCAGCAGCUAUAGGAGCAUUUCGAUAUACAACUGAAGAGAAACGGAAGAAAAGAGGAUUGGCUUGUAGAGCUUGUCGUGGAAAAGGUUUUUUCAUAUGCAAAUUGUGCAAAGGAGACGCAACGAUUAAAUGGUCACCAUUGUACGAUCCGGUUUGUAUCAAUCCAUGCCUUUGCCCUACUUGCGAUGGUCACAGGGUACAACGAUGUCUCAACUGCUUAGGAAAGGCCUACUGUUAGACUCUUUAGGCUUUAUGAUUUGAUCAUCUUUCUGCUUUUGUAACCUCUGGUUUUUAAGCGUCAAAAACAGUCCUGCUUUUUAGAAUCGUAAUAAAUUUGGUUGUGCUGA